Medioppia subpectinata is the source of this 522-nucleotide messenger RNA. The record is from the annotation of a GenBank genome assembly. Lineage: Eukaryota; Metazoa; Arthropoda; Arachnida; Sarcoptiformes; Oppiidae.
AUGUCGGCUUUAAAGUCGAGGAAUGAGUCCGAAGUGAAGGCAUUAAAAGCACAGCUCAAGUCAGUUAUCGAUUCAAUUGAGACAAUGACUGAAGAGAUCAAUGAUUUAAAAGAAAAGUUUUUGAACAAAAUAUUUGAUAAAAGUGGUUUGAGUGAUGGGUUGCGGGCAUUGAAAGCAUCCAAACUUACCGUUGAAUCCGAUGUCAAACAAUUGGCUCAACAAAUGAAUGCACAGAAUAUAAGAUGUCCAGCGAGUGAUUUCUCUUCAAGUACUCCAUCGAUCGGAUCCCACAAUCAAUUGACCACUAAUACAGACAAAAUCAGUGAUGAUAUCUAUAUUCAGGAAACGUUUCAGAAAAUUGAGAAUCAAAUUAAAACACAAUACCAAAUGACAUACACUUUAUUGAAGGCUUUGGUUAUAGAAAAUGAGUUAUCGUUGACAGCACUCGAAGACAUCAGACAAUUAGCCGAAGACUCGGAUGACAGCGAAUCCAUGGCUAAUGUUGAUUCACAUCCCAAUUAA